This is a messenger RNA of Coturnix japonica (Japanese quail), 2696 nucleotides long. It is a transcript of the gene ANKZF1, whose product is annotated as ankyrin repeat and zinc finger peptidyl tRNA hydrolase 1. Lineage: Eukaryota; Metazoa; Chordata; Aves; Galliformes; Phasianidae. Gene Ontology annotation, biological process: ERAD pathway. Gene Ontology annotation, molecular function: protein binding. The record is from RefSeq and is a predicted model, not a curated record.
GAGCGCCGUGAAUGCGGCCUGCACUUCCGGUGCAGCCCGGCGGCCAUGGCGGCUCCGGGGUGUGCUGGGAACUGAGCGGGGCCAUGGCGGCCACACAGAGCACGUCGGUGUUCCAGGCCGCGCUGGACCCCGCCCUCCUGCACGGGCUGACCCUCGUCAGCGGGUUCAAUGCCAGUCCGUCGGCUGCGGACACACACGGGCAGCCCGCAGCCCCCCACGCAGCGGACAAGGCCGGCACAGCCCCCGAGGUGCCGGAGCGGAUGUGCUGCUUCACCUGCGGGCAGCAGUUCGGCAGCCGGGAGGAGCAGACUGAGCACUACCGACUUGACUGGCACCGCUUCAACCUGAAGCAGCGACUCCGAGGCCGCCGGGCGCUGCCAGUGGAAGAAUUUGAGGAGAAGAGCAGAGCAGGUGAUAUUUCCAGCAUCUCAGGGUCAGAUUCAGAGAGCUCCGAUGCAAGCAGCGAGUCAGAAUCACCUCCCCCUGCCAGCAACAGCCCUGCCACCCCCCAGCAUCCCCGCUCCCACAAGGUGCUGCUCCGCAAUGCAAGGGGACAGCUCAUCUCUGCCUAUCGCUGCAUACUGAGCACUGGGAAGGGCGGCAGCGAGGAGCCAGCAGAGCUGAUAGCGUCACUGCAGAGCCUCAAUGCAAACACAUGCUGGGUUGUACUGAUGAUGGGUGGCGGGCACUUUGCAGGAGCCGUGUUCCGUGGCCCCCAGGUGCAGGAACACAAGACCUUCCACCGCUACACUGUGCGAGCCCGGAGGGGCACAGCCCAGAGCCUAAGGGAUGCCCAGACCCCAGGGUCAGCACCCAGAUCAGCAGGAGCCUCCCUGCGGCGUUACAAUGAAGCUGCACUGCUCAAGGAUAUUCAGAACCUCUUGGCAACUUGGGCGCAGCACCUGAAGGAAGCUCAGCGCAUCUUUCUCCGAGCCCCUCGUCACAACCGGGCGCUGCUCUUUGAUAGCAAGAACCCCCACCUCAGUAGGGGAGACCCCCGUGUCUGCCACAUCCCUCUCAGCACACGCAGGGCCACCCUGAAGGAGGUGCUGCGAGUCCAUGCUGUGCUGUCCAGCCUGCAGGUGUUUGGGAAGGACACGCCACUGGAGGACAUCACUGGGUCCCCACGGAAAGUCUGGCAGAAGAAACAGCGGGCGGCUGAGAUGGAUUCCCUGCAGAUGGACACAGGUGGUGAAUUCAAACAUGGAGGGAGACAUGGCUCAGAGCAAGCCCCAGGGGAGGAAGAGGAAGAAGAGGAGGAAGAGAGUCCAGCAGGGGAACUGGAAACUGUGGAAGUAACAAUAGGGACCUUGGACCUCCGGGAGUUUGAAGUGGUGCCCAAGAGAAACCGCAAAAGGCGGAAGAAAAGGAAUAAAAAGAUGGAGAAUGCAGGGCUCCAUGCUGAAGGGACAGGAUGCUGUGGAACCCAGGGAGGGCAGCCCAGCCUGGAGCUGGUUACAGAGCUGCAGGGGAAGCCUGGAGCUGAGCCCCUUCCCUGGGAGACUGAAGGAGACCCCCAGACCCAGCUCCGUGAUGCCCUGUUCACAGCCUGCAAGAUGGGGGAUGUGGGGACACUGAGGCACCUCCUGGGUGUACCAGAGAACAGGGGCCCAGUGGGGGACAGCAAGGAUGGGGAUGAUGAACAACCCCUGGGUCUGCCCCACUCCCUGCUCAACCAGCCUGUAGAUGAAUGUGGCUUUACCCUGCUUCAUGUGGCUGCACGUGCAGGGAGGGCUGAAGCUGUGUGCCUGCUGCUGGAAGCAGGGGCUGACCCUGCACUCAGAGACAGGCAGGAGAAGACCCCUUACUGCAUCUCUGCUGACAAACCAACACGCAAUGCCUUCCGCAAAUUCAUGGUGGACCACCCAGACAAGUACGACUACAGUCGUGCCAAGGUACCUGGCCCCCUGACUACGGAGAUGGAAGCCAAAAAGAUGGAGAAAAAGCGGGCACAGAAAGCCCAGCGGAAGCAACGGGAACAGGCACAGCGGGAGGAACAGCAGCGCUUGGAGCAGGAGAAGGAAGAGAAGCAGCAGUUUGCAGCCCUGUCUGAUAGGGAAAAGAGGGCCCUAGCUGCUGAGCGGAGGCUGUCUGAACAGAUGAAGAAUGGCAGUACAGCUCUUUCCAACAUCAGCCGCUGCUGGUACUGUGGAGAGUCCCUGCUGGGCCGGAUCCCAUUCCAUUACCUUGAUUUCUCUUUCUGCUCCACGGCCUGCCUGCAAACCCACCGCCGGGCCCGGGCCAACCACACAUAAGGGUGGGGGCUGCCAUCAUGGCAGCCAGGGACCCACAUGGUGGAGACAUGGCUGAGCACUGGCUGUAGAGUAAUGCUGGUAAGAGGGACUGAGCUGGUCACAUCACUCUCUGCAGCAGUUUUCACAAGACUGAGAAGCUGCAGCAUGAGUGUGACUCAAGGUAGUAACAAGCAAGGCCUGCACAUGUUAGUGCAAAAGACCAGGACUGGUUCCAGCUAGGAAGUCCUACUGCCUGCUUUUCUGCUGGGUACCUUGCAGGCUGCUGCUUGGGGUGGUAGUACAGAUCCUGAUUGGUACAAACUCUGCAGCCUUGAGCCCCUAUGCCUGCAGGUACCUUCUCACCUGUAUAUUGUCCUUCCUUCUGGAAGCCACUGAGUCUCAGCCAUAUCAUGUUAACAACUACCUCCUCUGCCUGCAUUGUUAAUAAAGAGUUGCGUUCAA